AUGAAGAACCUUGGGUGCUGUCUCAAGUUUCUUGAGACUUCUAAACCUUACUUUGCCAUGAUCUCUUUGCAGUUUGGUUAUGCCGGCAUGAAUAUUAUAACAAAAGUGUCCCUUAACCGUGGUAUGAGCCACUAUGUCCUAGUGGUUUAUCGCCAUGCCUUUGCCACUGCAGUCAUAGCUCCAUUUGCUUUGAUUUUUGAGAGGAGAAUGCAACCGAAGAUCACCUUUCCUGUGUUCAUGCAAAUAUUCGUCCUUGCCCUUCUUGGACCUGUGAUAGACCAGAACUUUUACUAUGCUGGGCUGAAAUUUACAUCCCCAACUUUCUCCUGUGCAAUGAGCAACAUGCUUCCUGCUAUGACAUUUGUCAUGGCAGUCAUAUUCCGGAUGGAGAAACUGGACAUAAAGAAGGUGAGGUGCCAAGCAAAGUUGGUGGGAACUGUAGUGACAGUUGCUGGGGCAAUGUUCAUGACCUUAUACAAGGGUCCUAUUGUAGAGAUGCUGUGGUCUAAGCAGAUCCAUCCACGUAAAUCCUAUGUGACUGAUACCACAGGAACAACAGACAAAGACUGGUUCAAGGGUUCCAUUAUGCUUAUCAUUGCCACUCUUGCCUGGGCAUCCUUGUUUGUUUUGCAAACAAAAGCACUGAAGACAUACAAGAACCACCAGCUCUCCCUCACAUCACUUAUGUGCUUCGUCGGAACCCUACAAGCUAUUGCUGUGACAUUUGUGAUGGAGCACAAGCCCUCUGUUUGGAGCAUUGGCUGGGACAUGAACCUCCUUGCUGCUGCCUAUGCUGGGAUUGUGACUUCAAGCAUCUCAUACUAUGUCCAAGGAUUGGUGAUAAAGAAAAAAGGUCCGGUUUUUGCCACUGCUUUUAGCCCUUUGAUGAUGAUCAUUGUAGCCAUCAUGGGCUCAUUCAUCUUGGCAGAAAAGAUAUACCUUGGAGGUAUUGUUGGUGGAGUCCUGAUAGUCAUAGGCUUAUACUCGGUCCUGUGGGGAAAGCACAAAGAGAAAAUGGAAAUGGACCCUGAGGAAAUACCAGAACCUGUAAAAGGUGUUCAAGGAAAUGGCAAUCCAAUAGUGAUGAUAGAAGACAUAGAAGCUAAUGAAGUUGAGUUGCAAAAAGCAGAAGCCAACAACAAUUUCUCUGCAAUGGCCAUGAGCAUGCCAAUGGCCCUGCCAGUCGACCUUCCAAUCAAAGAAAGCCAAGAGCCAAAAGCCUAA
This is a messenger RNA of Dovyalis caffra, 1224 nucleotides long. NCBI's taxonomy places the organism in Eukaryota, Viridiplantae, Streptophyta, Magnoliopsida, Malpighiales, Salicaceae. The record is from the annotation of a GenBank genome assembly.